AUGUCGCGAUGUAAGUUAAGCAAAACCGUAUCCUUUCCAACACCAACCCGCCACGAGUGGUCCAAGACGUAUUUGGCACGUCCCAAGGACCAUCUCAUUGCCCAUCCUGACAGUCAACUGAAGCAACCAUUCCGUCCGUCGUACGAUAAGGAUGCCGAUCCAACGAUGGACUGUUUGCUCGAAUGGUCCUACGCCCGUAUUUGGCAGGCUGAGGCACAAAAUUACCGCUUCAAUCGAACCGUUACCGAGCGGGAAAAGUCGACCAAGAAGAAAUUUCCCGUCUACUCCGACCGUAAACCGAAAACGGCCGUCAUGCCCAAGGAACGCUUUACGAUGAAACGGUUCCAGAAUGUGUCGGCGAAGGUUGAUACGGGCCGUGCAAGCAGUGUCCCACUGUGCCCAUUAAGUACCUGCUGA
This is a messenger RNA of Anopheles maculipalpis, 417 nucleotides long. RefSeq lists its product as uncharacterized. The record is from RefSeq and is a predicted model, not a curated record. The transcript is spliced from 2 exons. Lineage: Eukaryota; Metazoa; Arthropoda; Insecta; Diptera; Culicidae. Bases 1 to 417 code for a protein of 138 amino acids.